Loxodonta africana (African savanna elephant) is the source of this 11823-nucleotide messenger RNA. It is a transcript of the gene SPRING1, whose product is annotated as SREBF pathway regulator in golgi 1. Bases 167 to 718 code for a protein of 183 amino acids. Lineage: Eukaryota; Metazoa; Chordata; Mammalia; Proboscidea; Elephantidae. Gene Ontology annotation, biological process: positive regulation of SREBP signaling pathway. The record is from RefSeq and is a predicted model, not a curated record. The transcript is spliced from 6 exons.
CCGGGAUGGUGAAUUUGGCGGCCAUGGUGUGGCGCCGGCUGCUGAGGAAGAGAUGGGUGCUCGCCCUGGUCUUCGGGCUCUCCCUCGUCUACUUCCUCACCAGCACCUUGAAGCAGACGCCUUCUCAUAGUCGAGUGUUGCCUUUUCUCUGAUGGACCUCUGUUGAAUGUUCCAAGAUUCAGUCCUCUGCCUUCUUCUCUACCUGACGCAGGAGGAGAGGGCAGUGAGAGAUCGGAAUCUCCUCCAGGUUCAAGACCAUGAUCAGCCCAUUGCCUGGAAAGUACAGUUUAACUUGGGCAAUAGCAGUCGGCCAAGCAAUCAGUGCCGUAACUCCAUUCAAGGGAAGCACCUCAUCACGGAUGAACUUGGGUAUGUUUGUGAAAGGAAGGAUUUGCUGGUGAACGGUUGCUGUAAUGUCAACGUCCCCAGCACAGAGCAGUAUUGCUGCAACGGCUGCCUGUCUAACGGCUGCUGCAGCGCGUACGAGUACUGUGUCUCCUGCUGUCUGCAGCCCAGCAAGCAACUGCUCCUGGAGCGCUUCCUCAGCCGGGCAGCCGUGGCGUUCCAGAACCUCUUCAUGGCGGUAGAAGAUCACUUUGAAUUGUGCUUGGCUAAAUGCAGGACCUCAUCCCAGAGCGUGCAGCACGAGAACACCUAUAGGGAUCCCAUAGCAAAGUACUGCUAUGGAGAGAGCCCUCCCGAACUCUUCCCUGCGUGAUGGGCACAGAGGACUUAAAGCAGGGUGAAGAGGGCGCUGCAGAAGAACUACCAGCCUGAAGCCCGACUUCGGUGUUCACGCUGCCUCGGCGGAAGAAGACAAAGGCGGCGUGAAGAAACCUUGGCUUUGACCCUUUCUUGUGUUGUACGCUUUGGCUUCACUCAGUGCCUGGGCUUUACCAGAUGGAACUGUACUGUAAAGCAGCCUGGAAACUCUAGCUCCCUCACCUGGAAAAGACUAAACUGCGGGCCGAGCUUCCAGGCCUGUUGACAUUCUUGGAUGACUCUACGGUUCCAUGACUUGUGUUACCUCCAUGUCAAAACUCAAGUUUUCACUUACACUUUUGACCUGGGCCCUUCCACUGUAAAAUUAUUUAUUGAAUUUCUUUGGUGUAGUAGGAAAGGUACAAUGUUUUGUGUAGGAAAAUGCAUUGCCUUUCUAGUUGACUAUAUUCAAGGAAAUUUAGUUGUUUAUUGUUGUCCUGUGUUCUUGUAUUUCAUGAGUUAAAUUAUCCUGUUGCCCAGGUAAAAUGUUUUGUCUCUUAGAACGUGGAUUUUCUCUCUAGGAGGUUAUUUUUGUUUUUGUUUUAACAGCAUCUUCCAGAGUGGGCCUUGAACACCAACCUUCUAACCAUACACUGACAUAUAAAAUUACCCGAAAAGUUGAAGACACUGUUCCAUUCUAAUCACAUGCAAGAUCUACAGCAGUUGGUACUCUAAGACUUGCAGUUGCAAAAGUGCAUAGCUAGCCUGUGUUUAGAAAAAGAAAAGAAAGCCCAACUUCCUGUCAAAGCGCUGGAAAAGACUUUCAGGCGUGCCCUGGGUCAGGGGAGGGGGCUGUGUUUGACUGUCACGGCUUAGAGGAUGCGGGCUGGUGGAUUGCGGUAUGUCCUGGAUCCACACACUUGAGAGGCUCCUUGUUUUUCUGCUGUAACACUGAAUCUCUCUAGCUUGAGGCUUAAAGUAUUAGGUCCUAAGGUCAGGCUAUUGUGCCCCUUCAAUAGUACUGCUUUUUGAUUUCGGGAGCCACGUUAACUCACAACCCUUUUAGAAUCCCCCACUAUCCCUGGGAUUGGACAAGCCUCUUUCAUUUUCUUGGUUGUUCACAUCGUGGACCUAGGAACAGGGCUCACCACUCGCCAUCUUACCACGUGGAGUUUACCCAUCACGUUGAACUUACGUCUAGUUUUACGAGGAGCUUUCAGUGCUUUUUUCUGUGACGCUUUCUCCUUUGGCCGUGUUUGUCUUCCAGUAUGUUUUUACAGUAUGUAGUGGUAAUCCUUAACUUCCUCCUCCUACCUUUCACACUUACCUUCCCAAAGUACUUUGCUUCUCUAAAUAAGCCUUCUUAAAGGGUCAGCAAAAAAGAGGAAGACCCUGGACGAGGUGGAUUGACACAGUGGCUGCAAUAAUGGGCUCCAACACAGCAGUGAUUAUAAGGAUGGUGCAGGACUGGGCAGUGUUUCAUUCUGUCGUACGUAGCGUCACUAUGAGUUGGAACGAACUUGACAGCACCUGACAGCAACAACAGAGGCAGAACUGUGAGGCAGUUCUUUUUUAAUGCUAGACCCAAAGGAAUUUACUCUGUUGGCAUUGUACUUCUUGGAGUCUCUCUGUAUUCAGUGGUGCUAAAUCUUUGCAUGUGAAAGAAUUGUGGCACGUCUAGAUGUUUUACCAUCUUACUCCUUUUGGUAACUCAGAAUUUGAGUGUCUUUCCUAGGUUGUCAUUGGUGUCAACUUCUUCUUUGAGCUUAUUUUAACUCUUGAGCAAUAUAACACAGAUUUAACAUGACGAGAUUGUGUUGUAGGUCAACCACGUCUACUGACCAGUCCUCUCCAGCUUGGUAUUUGAAAAACACAUUGUAUAUUUCUAAUGCUUUCCCAAACAAUAACUGUCACCCUUGGAGAGAGAAUUAAGCCUGCUUGUAUUCCCACCUCAUUGAUGAGGAAACAGCGAGAGGCGAACUAACUUCCCAGAGUCCCCACUGAGACUUAAUGGCAGAGCCAAAACAAGAGCUUCAUCUCCGACUCCUGGUCCAACGCACUUUCCACCGCUUCUUAUCUGUUCCUAGGCUGACUCAUCUGUAAACAUCUCCCUCGAGGGUGUAUAUGUUUCAGUUGUCCAGGUCAGAAGAGGGAAGAGGUGGCGUAAAUACCAAAUUAGGUUGAUAAUCCAAAGGUCAUUUUCCUUUGGCCAUGGAAUAUGUUUUUUGUACUGUCUAUUAGUUUAUUAGGGGUAUGUUCACUGUUUUGCAAAUUCGCGACACUUCAGACUGCAUAAUGAAGCCAGGACACUGAAGGACCUGGAAUGUCGUCAGCCUCCCUAACCUUCCAACCAAGAUUCCUCUCUGCCCUCCACUCCCUGUUCUCCACUCUGAUUUGUUUCUAGAAAUAGGGACCUUGUCAUAUUUUGUAUACCAGAGCCCAGCAAAGUGUGUGAUACAUGCUUAGAGUUUAGGAAAGGGUCAUAGAAGGGGAGAAAACAUCUUUGGUUAGGAGAAAAUGUGUUAUCUGUUGGGUGUUUUGGGCUUAAAGGUAAUUUGGUAAUUCAAAGUCUUUUCCCCUCGUUCUGAUUCUUUUAUUUACCGGAGCUAUAAAGAUGAGCUAUGGGCCUAGCGGGAAAGGAAACGUACGGUAGAGUAUGAACAGAGCUCUGAUACUUCCCCCCGCCCCCCAAAAAAACUUAAACCCAUUGCUGCCAAGUCAGUUCCAACUCCCAGCUACUCUAUAAACCAAAAACCAAACGCGCUGCCGUUGAGUCAAUUCUGACUCAUAGCAACCCUAUAGGACAGAGUAGAACUGCCCCAUGGAGUUUCCAAGGAGAGCCUGGCGGAUUUGAACUGCUGACCUCUUGGUUAGCAGCCAUAGCACUUAACCACUAUGCCACCAGCGUUUCCCAGCUACCCUAUAGGACAGAGUAAAACUGCCCCACAGGGUUUCCAAGGCUGUAAUCUUUCCAGAGGCAGAUUGUUACUCUUUGGUUUCACGGAGUGGCUGGGAGGUUCGGACCGCAGACCUUUCUGUUGGCAGCUGGGUGUUUAACCGCUGUGUCACUAGGGCUCUUUGGGCUCUGAUACAGGCACAUCCAAAGGAGAGCGUGAUCACCUCCAUGGCUUGGAACCCUGGGGCUGGUAUUGGUAGCUCUUGGAAAAAGAGGCAGGGUUUUAGGGUAGUGAUUACACCUUUCAGCGUGCUCCCCAAAGAUGAUUCAGAGGGCCUCAGGGGAAUGCCUCAGUGAUUGUGAGUCCAGGGGAACUGGGGGAAGGGUUUCUAGCAAAGCUUUUACCGCCGUAGGAUUCGCAGAUAAUUUGGAAAUGUGUGGAGAUGUUGCUUAUUUGGGAUACUAUUCCUAGGCAGGGUAGAAUCCUACCUUGUAGUUAGUAACUAGGGGUCCCUGGGUGGCACAGAUGCUUAAACACUCAACUACUAGCUGAGUGGUUGGGGAUUCGAACCCACCCAGAGGUGACUCUAAAGACAGGCUUGGUGAUCUGCUCCGGAAAGGUUACAGCCUUCAAAAUCCUGUGGAGCAUCUGCUCUGCACACUUGGGGUUGCCGUGAGUUGGAAUCGACUGAUGGCAACGAACAACAGUUAGUGACUACGGGUUACUAAUGGUGUGGUCUUGGGCAGGCGUCUUACUGAGUCUCUGGCCUUUCAUCUGAAAAAUGAGGAUAACGACGUCUGCCUCCCCUGGGUUGUUGUGAGGUGUCAGUGUGGGAAAGGACCCUGUGGGGACAAUGUCAGGUCAUAAGCAAAGGUGGAGGAAAGUGGACCCCUGGUGUGGAAGGGUAAUCAUUACAUCUCUUUUUUAUUCCGUUUUAAAAGCAACUUAUGCAUGACUUUUUUCUGGACAUUUUUCCUCUAGAAAACAGCCUUAUAGUGGACAUCCUUCAAUGUUACAUAUUGUUGCUGUUAGGUGACUUUGAGUCAUUUGCGACUCAUAGUGACCCGAUGUACAAUGGAAAGAAACACUGCCCAGUCCUGCACCAUCCUCACAAUCCUUGCUGUGUUUGAGCCCAUUGUUGUAGCCACUGUGUCAAUUCAUCUUGUUGAAGGUCUUCCUCUUUUUUGCUGACCCUCUAUUUUACCAAGUGUGAUCGCCUUCUCCAGGGACUGGUCCCUCCUGACAGCAUGUUGAAAGUAUGUGAGACGAAGUCUCGCCAUCCGUACUUCUACUGAGCAUUCUGGCUGUACUUCUUCCGAGACAGAUUUGUUCGUUCUUCUGGCGGUCCACGGUGUAUACAAUAUUCUUCGCCAACACAUAACUCAGAGGCAUCAGUUCUUCUCUGGUCUUCCUUAUUCAUUGUCCAACUUGCACAUGCCUAUGAGGCCAUUGAAAACACCUUGGCUUGGGUCAGGCGCACCUUAGUUCUUAAAGUGACAUCUUUGCUUUUUAACACUUUAAACAGAUCUCUUGCAGCAGAUUUGCCCAAUGCAAUGCAUCCUCUGAUUUCUUGACUGCUGCUUCGGUGGGUGUUGAUUGUGGAUCCAAGUAAAAUGAAGUCUUUGACAUCUUCAGUCUUUUUUCCAUGAUGUUGCUGGUCCAGUUGUAUUUUUUUUUUUUUUUUUAUGUGGAGGUAUAAUUCACACUGAAGGCUGUGGCCUUUGAUCUUCAUCAAUAAGUGCUUCAUGUCUUCUUCCUUUCAGCAAGCAAGGUUGUGUCAUCUGCAUAUCACAGGUUAUUAAUAUGAGUCUUCCACCAAUCCUGAUGCCCUGUUGUUCUUCAUAUAUCCCAGCUUCUCAGAUUACUUGCUCAGCAUACAGAUUAAGUAAGUGUGGUGAAAGGAUGCAACCCUGACGCACACCUUUCCUGGCUUUAAACCAUUCAGUAUCCCCUUGUUCUGUUUAAAAAACUGCCUCUUGGUCUAAGUAUAGGUUCCUCAGUUAAGUGUUCUAGAAUUCUCAUUCUUUGCCAUGCUAUGAUCCAUGUAGUCGAAUGAUUUUGCAUAGUCCAUAAAACACAGCACAGCGUCUUUCUGGUAAUUCUCUGCUUUCAGCCAUGAUCCAUUUGACAUCAGCAGUGAUAUCCCUCAUUCCACAUCCUUUUCUGAAUCUGGCUUGAAUUUCUGGCAGUUCUGGUCAAUGUACUGAUGUAACUGCUUUUGAAUGAUCUUCAGCAAAAUUUUACUUUCCUGUGCUAUUAAUGAUAUUGUUCGAUAAUUUCCGCAUUCUGUUGGAUCUCUUUUCUUUGGGAUGGGUACAAACACAGAUCUCUUCCAGUCUUUUGGCCAGGUAGCUGUCUUCCAAAUUUCUUGGUCUAGAUGAGUAAGCGUUUCCACCGGCGCACCCAUUCGUUGAAAUAUCUCAAUUGGUAUUCUGUCAAUUUCUGGAGGCUUGUUUUUCGCCAGUGCCUUCAGUGCAUCUUGGACCUCUUCCUUCAGUACCAUCGGUUCUAGAUGAUAUGCUACCUCCUGAAAUGGUUAAACAUUGACCAAUUCUUUUUGAUACUGUGACUCUGUGUAUUCUUUCCAUCUUCUUUUGAUGCUUCCUGCGUCAUUUAAUAUUUUCCCCCUUAGAAUCUUUCAGUGUUGCAACUCAGGGCUUGAUUUUUUUCUUCAAUUCUGUUGGCGUGAGAAAUGCCGAGUGUAUUCUUCCCUUUUGGUUUUCUGUCUCCAGGUCUUGGCACAUUUCAUUAUAGUACUUUACUUUGUCUUCUGAAAUCUUCUGUUUGGUUGUUUUACUUCAUCAAUUUCUUCCAUUUACUUUAGCUACUCGACAUUCAAGAGCAACUUUCAGAGUAUCUUCUGACAUUUUUUGGUCUUUUCUUUCUUGUCUUUUUAAUGACCUCUUGCUUUCUUCAUGUCCGAUGUCCUUGAUGUCCUUCCACAACUCAUCUGGUCUUCUGUCAUUAGUGUUCGUUGUGUCAAAUCUGUUCCUGAGAUGGUCUCUAAAUUCAGGUGCGAUAUCGCAAAGAUUGUACUUUGGCUCUCGUGGACUUGCUCACAUUUUCUUCAGCUUCAACGUGAACUUGCUUAUGAGCCAUGUUCCGACUGAUUAUACUGAGAUAUUCCAUCGUCUCUUUCCACAGAGGUAGUUGAUUUGGUUCUUGUGUAUUCCACCUGGUAAGGUCCGUGUGUAUAAAACCAAACCCAUUGCUGUCGAGUCAAUUCUGACUCAUAGUGACCCUAUAAAGGACAGAGUAAAACUGCCCCAUAGGGUUCUCGGGGAGCACCUGGUGGAUUCAAACCGCGGACUUUUUGUUUAGCAGUUGUAGCUCUUAACCACUGCACCACCAGGAUUUCCUCCAUGUGUAUAAUAGUCGUUUAUGUUGUUGGAAAAUGAUAUUUGCAAUGAAGAAGUCAUUGGUCUUGCAAAAUUUUAUCAUGUGAUCUCCAGCGUCAUUUCUAUCACCAAGGCCAUAUUUUCCAACUACCAGUUCUUCUUUGUUUUCCGCUUUUCCAUUCCAGUCAUCAGUAAUUAACACUGCAUCUUGAUUGCAUGUUUGAUCAAUUUCAGCCUGCAGAAGUUAGUUCAAAUCUUUUAAUUUCUUAAUCUUUGGCCUUAGCGGUUGUUGCAUAAAUAUGAAUAGUCAUUGUUAACUAAUCUUCGUAGGCGUAUGGAUAUUAUCCUAUCACUGACAGUGUUGUACUUCAAGCUAGAUCUUGAAAUGUUUUUUUGACAAUGGACAAUGAGAUGCCAUUCCUCUUCCGUUUGUCAUUCCCGGCAUAGUAGACUGUAUGGUUGUCUGAUUCCAAAUGGUCAGUACCAGUCCAUUUCAGCUCACUAAUGCCUAGGAUAUCAAUGUUUAUGUGUUCCGUUUCAUUUUUGAUGACUUCCAGUUUUCCUAGAUUCAUACUUCAUACAUUCCAUUUUUAGAUUAUUAAUGGCUGCUUGCAGGUGUUUCUUCUCAUUUUGAGUCACGCCACAUCAACAAAUGAAGUCCCAAAAGCUUGACUCCAUCUACGUGAUUAAGGUCAACUCUGCUUUGAGGAGGCAGCUCUUCCCCAGUCAUCUUUUGAGUACCUUCCAACUUGAGGGGCUCAUCUUCUGGUACUGUAUCAGACAGUGCUCUGCUGCUAUUCAUAAGGUUUUUACUCCCUAAUUUUUUUCAGAAGUGGACUGCCAGGUCCUUCUUCCUAGUCUGUCUGAGUCCAGAAGCUCAGCUGAAAUGUCUUCACCAAGGGUGACCCUGCUGGUAUUUGUAAUACCAGUGGCAAAGCUUCCAGUAUCGCGUCAACGCACGAGCUACCACAGUACGACAAACUAUAUAAUCAUUUUUUAAAAAUUUUAUUUAUUUUUUUGCUGAGUAUAUAAUUAUUUUUAAUGGUCACAUAGUGUUCAGUUGCUUGGAUAUGCAAUAACGUAGUUAACCCUGUAUUGAAGACAUUUAUGUUGUCUCCAGGUUAGGUUUUUUUUUUUAACCACAAAUAAUGCAUCGAUAUCAUUUUACAUACUUUUUGUAUACUUAUUUCUGUAUAUUUAUACACUUACCUAGAAGCCUAUGGGAGUAUCUGUUAAUCCAUAUCCUUGAUAAUCCUGUGUUAUCGUGUAUUAACUCUUUGCUGGUGAAUCUCAAUGUUCUGUUGUCGUUGUUAGGUCCCAACUCAUAGCAACCCUACAUACAACAGAAGAAAACUGCCCGGCUCUGUGCCAUCCUCACAACCGUUGUCGUGUUUGAACCCAUUGUUGCAGGCACUGUGCCAGUCCAUCUCGUUGAGGGUCUUCCUUUUUUUCACUGACUUUGUACUUUACCAAGCAUGAUGUUCAGUGUUCUAAUUUGAGUUUAUUUUCUUUCUAGUGGGGUGAACCCUUUUCCAUGUUUUGAUGGGCCAUUUGUGAUUCAUACUUGGUGAAUUGCCUGUGUGUGACCUUGGCCAGUUUUUCUGCCUUAUUCAUACUGAUUACUACAGAACGUCCUUAAACGGAGGAAGCCUGGAGCCUGUUGCGUUUUCUCCUUAAGUCCUGUAUUACUCAGAAGCAAGUAGCUCAUACAUCACAAGCCAGCUUUUCCAGUUGAUCUAGGGCAGUGAUUGUCAACGGGAUGAUUUUGUCCCCCAGGAGACAUUUGGCAAUGUCUAGGGACAUUUUUUUCACAACUUGGUGAAGGCUUGGCGUGCUAUUGGCAUCUAGAGGGUAGAGGCCAGGGAUGCUGCUAAACAUCCUACAGCGCACAGGACAGCCCCCCACACCAAAGAAUUAUCCGGCAUAGAAUAUCGGUAGCGCCACAGAGGAGAAACCCUGUCUCAGGUCGUAUAUCUCCCUUCGGCUGAACAGAGGAGCCACCAGUAACCUAGUGCUGACUUUAUUAUUUCCCUGCACUUGCUUUCUGCUGUGCUGAAGAGCUGCUGAUUAAAUUACCCUGAAAUUCCCACAGGACACGUGUACUUCCUUGCAGGUCUCUACCAGCCCAGCGCUGCCUCCAGGUAUGGCAUUAUUACUCUGCCGUGGUGUUCUCACUGCAAUAACAUAAUCCACGAAGUGCAGAAAGCCUCUUGUCUGCAGAACGAACUGGAGGCUUGUAAACCUCUCCCCUCCCUUCCACGACAGAUUUGCUCUCAUCACUGCCUCGGCAGCUGUAUUUUGAAUGGAGUUACUUUGAGGACAGGGGGAUGGAAAAAAGGUGCUAACUGAUCUCAGUUAGAAAACCAGUUGUUCCAUAAAGAAAAUAUUACAUGAAACAAAAAACAAGCUUAUUGCUGUCAAGUCUAUUCCAAAUAAUGGUGACCCCAUGUGUUAUAGAGUAGAACUGCACUCCAUAGGGUUUUCUUGGCUGUAAUCUUUAUGGAGGGAGCCCUGGUGGCACAGUGGUUAAACUCUUGGCUGCUAACCAAAAGAUCUGAAGUUUGAACCACCAGCCGCUCUGCGGGAGAAAGAUACGGCAGCCUGCUGCUGUAAAGAUUACAGCCUAGAAAACUAUGGGACAGUUCUACUCUGUCCUACGGGGUCGCUAUGAGUUAGAAUUGACUCCACGGCAACAGGUUUGGUUUUUUGCUUUAACCUUUAUGGAAGCAAAUCUACAGGCUUUUCUUCCGAGGUGCCUCUGGGUGAAUUCAAACCGCCAACCAUUAGGUUAAUAGUCUAGCGAAGACCAUUUGCGACACCAGGGUACUUAGGUAAAUAAAUCCAACAAGAAUUCAUUGCCGUCGAGUUGAUUCUGACUCAUAGCAACCCUAUAGGACAAAGUGGAACUACCCCAAAGGGUUUCCAAGUAUCUACUGGUGGAUUUGAACUGCCAACCUUUUGGUUAGCAGCCUGAGCUCUUAACCAUCGUGCCACCAGGGCUCCACUUAAGUAAAUAGUAACAAUAAAAAAGUUAAGAAGAUAGUGGAGUUAUUGGUGUUUUCUUUCCUAACACAAGUGUUUCUCAUGUGGGGUGUGUUGUCUUCCAGGCUCUUUUCCUGUGAGGCUUUUUUUCCCCAUAGAGUCACAGUUUGACUGCAGCUUUGUGUAUCAAUGACCCCAUUUUCAUUUAGUCAGAUUACUACCACACUCCUGGUCCAGUCUGCUUUCACAUAAAGGGAGUUAAACAAGUGGCCCACAGCAGUCUUGCGGCCAGGUGGUGGGUGCAGCAGAGGGAUUCUGUUCACGCGGGCAGACUUGUGUGUGAAUGGGACCCCGGCUGUUGUCUUUGUUCGUACAACUUUAUUAAGUUCAACUCCAAAACUUUCUAUAAAAUGAAAGUAAAAGAAACAAAACAACUUUCCAGUCACAGCCAAUGGGUGAGAUAGGUUUUCAAAUACUUUAACAGAAGUUCAGUUCCCUGGUUUCUCAGGACUGCAUAUUUUACGGGAUUGGUGGGACCAAAACAUGCCGCUAUUAAAAACGCAUUGUUUGUAAGUGAAUGUGUUCAAAGUUUUUGGUAGGGUAAAUAGUUUCUUCAAAUUUGUUGGAAUUUUUUCAUAGGUAAAUUUUGUGUUCAGGGUGGAGUAAGCAAGCUUCUGGUAAGUUUGCAGUCAAAUAAUCCCAAAAUCAAAAGUCAAAAGGGUGGAAAGUCUAAAUGAGACGUCACUAUUGUCACCGAAAUUCAAGAUUUUAGACUAUGUUGGCCACGCCUUACUAUUUCUGACGAGAUGUGUUUUCUAUCCUAUAAAGGAUUGGGGUGUUGUAUCAAGUUUUAUUGGGGGGAUGUCAAGAUAGAAAGAAAUGUUGAAUUAAAUACUUCUUUGCCGCUUAGCCCUUUGUAAGUAUCUGGUCAGUUGAUGCUAAUUUGAAUGGUAAAUGUGAUGACAUUAUAUAUGCUUCUCUGGGUAUAUUUCCAUACUUUGGCUGUGUGUGUGUGUGUGUGUGUGUGUGUGUGUGUAGGUAACAACAGGAAGUAUGUGAUAGCAUCCUAAUUUUAUUGACUAGAACCACACAGGCAUUAAUGACCUUGAGUAAAUUAACCUUUUCUGGCUUUGAUUCCCACGUUUGUCAAAUGAGAGUGAUUGCCAAGGUAGCUUACAGAUUUUUAAAAUUCUGGGUUUUGCAUGUAGCCAAAGGCCCCAAAGCUUGACCAGACCCCUCAGACCCCUUGUCUCCCAGCAGUUUGGUCCUAGGCUUUGAUUCUCACGGGGUGAGUGGGGACGAGCCACGUGGAGCCUGCUUUCCUCAAACCAGGGCUCUCACCCUGCACUCUUGAUGAUUUUGACUGCACCUAACUGCUUUUUUUAACUGCUUCUGCCUCUUCUUCCGAAAUUUUUAAAUAGACGCCAUGUUCUUCUCAACGUAUCACUGCUGCUCUGCGCCUGUGAAAACAGCUGCCAUGUUUUCCAUCAUGAAAACAGCUGCCUUUUGGCAGGGAAGCACAGAGCUGCUCUACAUAAAAAAAAAAAUAGUUGGACCUUAAUACAGUGCUAAAUUACGUAGGUGUGCUUAACCCCAGCUACUCAGAGCGUCUUGGAAAUCCUAUUUAGGACUUACGUAGUCAUUGCUCAGUAAAAGGUUUUCCUUCCACUUCUUUGUACUUACAAAGCAGAAACCAUAAAACGUAGGAAAUUGCAAAGAAAUGAAAUUGUUCCAAAUUAGUUAUCUUCCUGCCCCCCAAAGGUAACUACUCAUUGAAGUGGUGACAUAAAGCUUUGCCUGGAUUUGGUAAAUAACUGUGUAUUUUGUAUUUGUAUGUAAAUAAAAGUAGACUCCUGCCAUACGUAUAAUUUGUAAAAUAAACAGUUCCCGAUGGGUUGAUUUAA